This is a messenger RNA of Caenorhabditis angaria, 1441 nucleotides long. Lineage: Eukaryota; Metazoa; Nematoda; Chromadorea; Rhabditida; Rhabditidae. The record is from the annotation of a GenBank genome assembly.
AUGGCCGUUACCAGAAAACGAAAAGCUCAAGUAGAAAAAUAUUGGAAACUUUUAUAUGUUGCUUCUCGAUUUUUGGGAAAAAUUCGGAGACGUAUUUUUUGUCGCAUGGAAAACGUGAGUUCCUAUAAAUCCUACUUAAUAUACAUUUUUAUAUCUUUUAGUUCGACUAUUUUCCAAAUGAGAUUAUUCAAAUGAUCGUGGACCGAAUGACCAUGAAAGCUAGGUAAGUUACAGCCUAUUCAAAAAUAAAUAAGAAAAGUAUAUAGAUGUCGAUUUGCCACAAGUUCAAGAAUGUGUCGAAGUUUUGUCAAAUCGUGUCAAAAUCACAUGUAUGGAAUCAGUUUCGAUUGCCGUAGUCGCGGACGUAUAGAAAUUAGCGUCGGUCACAGUUAUCAACAAUCUUCACUAAAUAACUUUUCAGUUGAUUAUUCAAUAACUUUUUUCACACAAAACCAGAAAAAGAUAAUGAAAGGGUGAGAUUUAUUUAACUUAUCAAAUCAUCGUUUGAUUUCAUACUGAUCAUAAAUUUAAAAAAGUAACAUUUCCGAGAUUUUCAUUACAAGUUAUCGUACAAAAACAGUUAUUUGUAUACUCUUCGAAAUAUUAUAAUUAAUAGAGAUAUUUCCAGCUCAAGAAGAACAAUGCAACCCGAAAAAAUAUUGGAAACCGAUUGUGAGAUAGUUAUUGAUGCUAUUCAUUUAUUCGAAAAAAUAGUCAACGAAAACCGAUUAUCAAUUCGAUAUCUGCAAGUUCAAGGAGCAUAUCUUAUUAAUAGAGAAUUUGCGCUUGGAAAACUCAAAAAACUGGAGAAAAUUUUCAUGGAUACUCUAAAUCCGAAUUUUGUCAAUGCAUUAUAUUAUCCAUUGAAAGAAGUCCAAUGUUACAGAUAUCCUAUUUCGCACGCAACACCUUGUAUCGAAAAUGUAUGGUUUAAAAAUUAUACUUUCCAUCAAAUUGUAUUUGAAAUUUCAGCUAUCAAGAGUUCAAAAUAUGCUGCUUGCUCCAUUGAUCACAUUUAAUUAUGAAGAACUAAAACUAUUAUCUGCGACCGAAUUUGAAGUAUCAAUCGGAAAUAUGUCAGCACAAGAUAUGUUCAAUUUUAUAAAAUAUCAACUUGAAAAUCACGAUGAAAACAUAAGAUCAAUGACAUUCAUUAAUGAUGAAAACAACAAAAAACAAUUCAACAACGAUUUAUUAGAAUUGCUGAAUGUGCAAGUGUUCACUGAAAUGCCGUAAGAAACAUUUAGGAAAAAAAUAUGAAGAUUUAAAUAAAAAUGAUUUCAGGAGACAAGUGAAAGUCUACAAAUCAAAUCUAAAAGGCAAAUUUGCGCGAAUCGGAAUUCUUCCGGAUAGUAUAUAUUAUUCGUACCCAUUUGAUGGUAAUCAUGUUAAAUAUAAAUUGGAAGAAGUGGGAAUAGGACAUGUGAUUUCAAUAAUUUAA